GGCUCCCGCUGGUACUGUGUUCCCUGCUGCUGUACAGUGAGACCUGCCGCCCACUUCAGGCUGUGCAGCCAUGUUCUGGGCACCCUGAUUGCACAGAAGCCCAUGGGGCACCCCAGACUCACAGCCCUGCUCCUGCCUCUCCUCCUGCUGUUCAUUGGCCUCUCUGCCCCUGCUGGGAUUGGCUGUCCCCACCUGCCUUGCUGGAGAACCUGCUGUCUGCUGGCCUCUCACAUGGAUGACAGUUUCACUGGAAGUUCUGCCCAUAUUCCCUGCCGUACCCGGGUGGCCCUCCCCUCCACAAAGCCUCGGUGUGCUCGGCGUUGCUCCUGCUCUCUGUGCCUGCGUCUGCUGCCAGACGCCCCAGGACUUCAGUGGGGCUGCUUCCACCUCCUGGUGCAGAAAUCCAAAAAGCCUUCCAAGUUCAAGUUCUACAGGAGACACAAGAUGCCAGCGUCUGCUCAGAGGAAGCUGCUGGGUAGCUGCUGCCUAUCUGAGAAGAGCCAUCGUAUUUCCAUCCCCUCCCCAGACAUCUCCCACAAGGGGCUGCGCACCAAAAGGACCCAACCUUCAGAUCCAGAGGCAGUGGAAACUCUCCCCAGACUGGACACACAAAGGCAUAGAGGGCCUGAGUUCUCCUUUGACUUGCUGCCUGAGGUACGGGCUAUUCGGGUGACCAUUCCUCCAGGCCCUGAGGUCAGCAUGCGUCUUUGUCACCAGUGGGCACUGGAGUGUGAAGACCUGAGCAGUCCCUUUGAUGCCCAGAAAGUCGUGUCUGGGGGCCACACUGCAGAGCUGCCUUAUGAAUUCCUUCUACCCUGUCUGUGCAUAGAGGCUUCCUACCUGCAAGAAGACACCGUGAGGCGUAAAAAAUGUCCCUUCCAGAGCUGGCCUGAAGCCUAUGGCUCCGACUUCUGGAAGUCAGUGCACUUUACUGACUAUAGCCAGCACAAUCAGAUGGUCAUGGCCCUGACACUCCGCUGCCCACUGAAGCUGGAGGCCUCCCUCUGCCAGAAACAAGACUGGUACACCCUCUGCGAAGACCUCCCUAAUGCCACGGCUCAAGAGUCAGAGGGGUGGUAUGUUUUGGAGAAAGUGGACUUGCACCCCCAGCUCUGCUUCAAGUUCUCGUUUGGAAACAGCAGCCAUGUUGAAUGCCCCCACCAGACUGGGUCUCUCACAUCCUGGAAAGUGAGCAUGGACACCCAGGCCCAGCAGCUGAUCCUCCACUUCUCUUCGAGGAUGCAUGCCACCUUCAGUGCUGCCUGGAGCCACCCAGGCUUGGGGCAGGACACCUUGGUGCCCCCUGUGUACAGUGUCAGCCAGACCCAGGGCUCAAGCCCGGUGAUACUAGACCUCAUCAUUCCCUUCCUGAGGCCCGGGGGCUGUGUUAUGGUGUGGAGGUCAGAUGUCCAGUUUGCCUGGAAGCACCGCUUGUGUCCUGAUGUCUCUCACAGACACCUGGGGCUCUUGACCCUGGCACUGCUGGCCCUCACCACCCUACUGGCAGUCGUUCUGGUUCUCACCCUCCGGCGCCCACUGUCAGGCCCGGGCCGAGCGCGGCCGGUGCUGCUCCUGCACGCCGCGGACUCGGAGGCGCAGCGGCGCCUGGUGGGAGCUCUGGCCGAGCUGCUGCGGGCCGCGCUGGGCGGCGGGCGCGACGUGAUCGUGGACCUGUGGGAAGGGAGGCGUGUGGCGCGCCUGGGCCCGCUGCCGUGGCUCUGGGCGGCGCGGGCGCGCGUGGCGCGGGAGCGGGGCACGGUGCUGCUGCUGUGGAGCGGGGCCGGCCCCCGCCCGGCCCGCUGCCCCGACCCCCGCGCCGCGCCCCUGCGCGCCCUGCUCCGCGCCGCCCCGCGCCCGCUGCUGCUCCUGGCUUACUUCAGCCGCCUCUGCGCCCAGGGCGACAUCCCCCCGCCGCUGCGCGCCCUGCCGCGCUACCGCCUGCUGCGCGACCUGCCGCGCCUGCUGCGGGCCCUGGGCGCGCGGCCUUCCGCCAGAGCCACCAGCUGGGGCCGCCUCGGGGCGCGGCAGGGCCUGCGGGGCCGGCUGGAGCUGUGCCGCCGGCUCGAACGCGAGGCCGCCACACUGGCCGACCGAGGCUGAGCAAGCUCCACCGCGGUCCCGGACGUCUGCGGCCGCAACGCGUAGGGCACUGGCUGGAACCCCGAAAUGAGCCUGCCACCCCGGAGUCCUCCGGGUGCCACCUGAGGAUUGCGGCCAGAAAGCCUUAUUCCGGCCGCCCAGCCCGGGAGUCCCAGCCCCUCCCCGACGCGUGUCCGGCUUCCUCCCCUUGCGUACCCUGCCUCUAGAAUCCCUGGGGAGUCACUCUUCGCUGAGGAUUCCUCUAACCCCUGUUUUGAUGAGGGAGGGCGAUCUUCCCGCUUCCUCUCUCCAAAACUGCAAGAGAGCAGUCUGGAAGGCUCCAGUCCAGGCUGGAGAGACGGGGGCAGGGUUAGAGGGGCAGGAGCUGACCCCAUGGCAGCUCUGAAGGAAGGUGCGUGGGGUGGGGGUUGGGCAAAAAGCCCGUGGGGACCAGAAAGCUCCCUUUCCCUUACCUGUGCCCUGCCCAGAGUGGAGGGAGGGAAGCUGGACCCAAGAGAAGAGGCUUUGGCUCUGGGUGGCCAGGACAAAGGUGGGACAGGAGACCAAGGUCCAGAAAGAUGAAUAAAGGCAAACAUGGUAGAUAAA
Lemur catta (Ring-tailed lemur) is the source of this 2685-nucleotide messenger RNA. It is a transcript of the gene IL17RE, whose product is annotated as interleukin 17 receptor E. NCBI's taxonomy places the organism in Eukaryota, Metazoa, Chordata, Mammalia, Primates, Lemuridae. Gene Ontology annotation, molecular function: interleukin-17 receptor activity. The transcript has 16 exons. The record is from RefSeq and is a predicted model, not a curated record. Bases 103 to 2100 code for a protein of 665 amino acids.